Molecule: messenger RNA, 1848 nt
Organism: Vigna unguiculata (cowpea)
Lineage: Eukaryota; Viridiplantae; Streptophyta; Magnoliopsida; Fabales; Fabaceae
Product: UDP-glucosyl transferase 73CC6-like
Molecular function (GO): UDP-glucosyltransferase activity
Source: RefSeq, a predicted model, not a curated record
UCUCUGUUCGCAAAUCUCUCUUACCUUCUACACAACAUUUCCUUUUAAAUUUUAAAUUACUUGUCUUCUUUUUCUUAAUUAUUAUCCAUCACCAUCGUUACGUAGGAGGACCGGAAUUUAAGAUUCUUUACACAAGUGGAUCUGUGUCUGCAUCAUAUAAUCGGGGUAUGCUCUGUUUAUAUGCUGCAUAAACAGGUCUGCAAAACAAUUCACAAGGAGAAAUCUAAGAGAUGGAAGGUUUAUUUUCUGAGGCAGAUUCAAGUUCUCUGAAGCUCUACCUCCUCCCAUUUCCAUCACCAGGGCACAUGAUGCCACAGAUCAAUCUGGGUCAAGUUUUAGCCUUUCGUGGCCACCAUGUUACGGUUCUCACAACUCCUUCAAACGCUCAAUUCAUCCCAAAACACCUCAAAGUUCAUACCUUCAACCUCCCCUCCAACGAACAUGGUCUUUCUUCUGAGAAUCUAUCAUCUGCAGAAGACAACCGAACCGCGUACAAGAUAUGGAAGGCCACACAAGACCUCAAACCCCAGAUAGAAACCUUUCUGCAGCAAAACCCUCCUCAUGCUGUGAUUUUGGACAUAAUGUUUCCAUGGAAUUUCUCUUCCACACUCAACAUCGCCACCGCGGUUUACAACCCCAUGCCCAUCUUCGCUCUUUGCGUUGCUGAGGCCAUCAACAACUCCCAACACCAAGCGUUUCCUUCGGAUUCUUCGCUUUCUUUUGUCGUCCCUGGUUCUCUCCCACACAAUGUCACGCUUAACUUUAACCCGUGGACCACCAGCUUCCACACCAUGGCUCGUACUAUGCUGCAAGCCAAGGAAAACAACAGUGUUGGGGUUAUCGUGGACACCUUUGCAGAGCUCGAAGAUGGGUACACCGAGUACUACCAGAAACUCACCGGCGUUAAGGUGUGGCACGUUGGCAAACUCUCGCUUAUGGUGGAUUAUUACCACAGAAGAGGCACAUCAUCACAAGAGAAUCAUGUAAGCCACAAAAGCAUUAGAUCAGUUGGUGGUGAACAUGAGUGCCUCAACUGGCUGAGCACAAAGGAAGCCAGGUCAGUGGUGUAUGUAUGUUUUGGAAGCUUGUCUCGUCUGAGCAAAGAGCAAUAUUUGGAGAUUGCGCGUGGGUUGGAGGCCUCAGGGCACAAUUUCAUCUUGGUGCUUCCGAAGAAAGUGAAUGAAGAAGGAUUGCUGCAUGGGAUUGAAGAAAGGAUGAGGGAAGACGACAGAGGAAUGGUAGUGAGAGGGUGGGUUCCACAGGGUUUGAUAUUGAAGCAUGUUGGCAUUGGAGGGUUCCUAACACAUUGUGGGGCUAGUUCAGUGUUGGAGGGGAUUUGUGAGGGGGUGCCUUUGAUCACCAUGCCUAGGUUUGGUGACCAGUUUUUGUGUGAGAAGUUGGUGACUGAGGUGCUUGGGAUUGGGGAGAGUGUGGGGGUUUGGGAAUGGAGCAUGUCGCCCUAUGAUGUGAGAAAGGAGCUGGUGGGCUGGGAAAGAAUUGAGAGUGCUGUGAGAAAGGUAAUGAAGGAUGAAGGAGGGUUGUUCAGAAAACGAGUGAAGGAGUUGAAGGAAAAAGCACAUAAAGCUGUUCAGGAAGGUGGAUCCUCUUAUCAUAAUGUCACAGCCCUUCUUCAAUCGAUCAAAGUGACCAAUGUUUAAGAAGUCGCGUCGAGUGGAGUCAACGAUCACCGAAGCCAAAAUGCUAGUACGGAAUAGUUUGGAUCAAGCUCUGAGCGAUAUCAAGAAGAGAUCUAUCCCAAGAAAAUUCUUCUAUUCUUAAGUUAGUAUGAGAGUAUGAAUUCGAUGUAAAGAAUGUUUAGUGUUAAAUAAUAUAUAUUUACUCCCUCUA